GUUCUCCGAAUUUCAUUUAACAAAGUGGUGCGCGCAGACGGGGCGCUGGACUUGAGGCAAACAACACAUACCUAGUAACCGAUUGUGAUAGCUGUUAAAAAUAGAAUUCCGGACGUAGUCUGAAUUCGACCCGAGCAAAAUUGUUAACGUUAAUAUUAAAGGCAGAAAAGUAAAUUCCGUUACAAAAAGUAUUCUUUGGCUCUGCUCUCUCCCCGUCCAUUCGUUGUUGAGUGUGUGUGCGUGCGUGUCAAUUUUACAGUGCUAAAGCUCCAACAGGCGCACACGGGGCAUACACGUACACAUUCACUCACCAGAAUCGCACACCAGCGCAAAACCUCCGAUUACUUGCGAGGACACGCGGAAGCGGCAAAAAUCCAGGGCCAAACUUAUUUCCGUUCAGUGAAAGUCAAUUUAUUGUAUGAGUCAAAAAACUGAAAGACCAGUGCUAUCGGGUCAACGCAUCAAGACCAGAAAAAGAGAUGAAAGAGAAAAAUAUGACCCAACGGGAUUCCGUGAUGCGGUCAUUGCUGGUCUCGAAAAAACUGAAGGCGACCUGGAACAAAUCUCUAAAUAUCUAGACAGUGCGGGCAACAAGCUCGACUACCGUCGUUACGGUGAAGUUCUCUUUGAUAUAUUGAUUGCAGGAGGUCUACUAGUGCCUGGCGGAUCUAUAUCUCAGGAUGGCGAAAAGCCGCGCACCAACUACUGCAUCUUCGAUGCUCCCGAGAACAUGGAGGCCAUGCGCAACCAUGAGCAGGUAUUUGUUAAGCUCAUCAGACGGUACAAGUAUCUUGAGAAAAUGUUCGAAGAGGAGAUGGGGAAAGUUCUAUUAUUCGUAAAAGGCUUUACUCCAAGUGAACGUAUCAAGCUUGCGCGUAUGACUGCGCUCUGGUUAGUUAACGGCUCUGUACCACCAAAUGUCUUACUGGUACUAAAUAACGAGCACUUGAUCAAGGAUGGCAUUGCACUGGAGUUUCUACUAGAGCUGUUCCAGACGUUCAAGCAAGAGAAGGGCAUUGCAUAUCUGAUUCAGGCGCUUAAAAAGGGUGGACUGGAAAGCAAACUUAUGGACUUUUUCCCACCAAACAAACGUACUGAGGAAUAUUUUAAACAAGUUUUUCUUGACAAAGAACUCAACGAGAUCAUUAAGCUGCAUAAGGCUCAAGCUAGCCAGGAGGCGAAGCGUGAGUUGCAGCAGGCGCUCAUCGAUGAUAUCAAUGAUGAGAAGCCACAUAGUGAGAUAACCUCAGACAUUAAGGAGUUCUCGCAACGCACGAACAUUCCCGAUCAUGAAAUAAUCGUCAUUAUUUGGUCCACCAUCAUGUCAUUGGGCGAAUGGAACAAGAAGGAAGAGCUGGUUACCGAUCAGGCUGUUCGUCAUCUAAAGACCUACUGUACACUGUUGCAGGCUUUUGCCUCGACAGACCGCUCGGAGUUGGCUCUGAUCCUUAAGGUGCAGGAGUUCUGCUACGAGAACAUGAAUUUUAUGAAGGCGUUCCAGAAGAUCAUUUUGUUGUUCUACAAGACCGAGGUUCUGUCUGAGGAGAUCAUCUUGCGCUGGUACAAGGAUGGGCACUCAAACAAGGGAAAGAUGCAUUUCCUCGAACAAAUGCGCAAGUUUGUCGAAUGGCUCCAAUCAGCCGAAGAAGAAUCUGAGUCUGAGGACGAGCAAAAAAAUGGGGAGUAACGCUUUGGUUAAUGGCUAAAAAGGAACAACAAAAACGGAGCCGCCCUUCCUUUAUGAUCCUUAUCUGAUAAUGCGGAUCGAUCAUCUGCAACAGCCAGUCGAACUAUACUAUACAAUCCACCCCUAUGAAUAACGUCAUUUUGAGAAACUCCACCUAUAUAACACUCAAAAAAUUCCAACAAUAAAGGAGAGAGUAAAGCAAACCGUCAGCUAAAAAUUAAAAGUUUGUAGUCAGUCCACUGUCCAAUAUCCUAGUUUUCCAUUCAGAUUCAAUCACCGUUUAAAGGCAAUAUACUCAAGAUGAUGACAAAGAAACAAACAAUUGAUGAAAAUGUGUUAAUAAAAGUUUAGUGUUUUGCAACUACCAAAAAAAAAAGAAAA
This is a messenger RNA of Drosophila ficusphila, 2068 nucleotides long. RefSeq names its product protein krasavietz (gene kra). The transcript has 9 exons. The coding region runs from base 419 to 1687 and encodes 422 amino acids. Gene Ontology annotation, molecular function: protein binding. NCBI's taxonomy places the organism in Eukaryota, Metazoa, Arthropoda, Insecta, Diptera, Drosophilidae. Gene Ontology annotation, cellular component: cytoplasm; membrane. The record is from RefSeq and is a predicted model, not a curated record.